Molecule: messenger RNA, 889 nt
Organism: Sinocyclocheilus rhinocerous
Lineage: Eukaryota; Metazoa; Chordata; Actinopteri; Cypriniformes; Cyprinidae
Product: interferon-stimulated 20 kDa exonuclease-like 2
Exons: 2
Coding region: 28-819 (263 amino acids)
Cellular component (GO): nucleus
Molecular function (GO): nucleic acid binding; exonuclease activity
Source: RefSeq, a predicted model, not a curated record
AUCGCUGGAUUUGGGUCUUGCCUCGGCAUGUUCUCGUUGCCCUGCUUCUCACCGGAUCCACGUGUACGCAGAGAUGUAAAACUACAUGGUGACAUAAUGUCUGAUUCACCUUGGAGAUACUCCACCAGUAAUGGUGUGGGCCGAAAUAUCUUGUCAGCCACCAACAAAGAAACAAGCACUAUUUCUCAUCAAGCUAAAAGACGAAGGAAAAAGAAUAAACUGAAAAAAUCCGCAACUGAAUUCCAUGAAGUGUCAUUUGAACAAAAAAAAGGAAAGAAAAGAAAAUCAGAUGAGCUUUUGGAAAACAAGUCGGAGUGUGUUAAACAUAGAUAUAUUUCGGAUUCUGUAUCUGAACAGUCAAAUCAUGUGCAAUUCAAAAGGCCCAGAAUAACUCCUCAUACACUGACUGGUGAAGUUGAGUCUGCAUUACCUCUCAGUGACAGCUGGGAGGUGGACAGUGGCUUUUCGUCUGAAUCCAGUCCUCCCACCAGUGGCAGGAGUUCGCCAUGUGUGGGAAUAGACCACUCUAAGCUUGUAGCUAUGGACUGUGAAAUGGUUGGCACUGGACCUGGGGGCAAGUGUAGUGAAGUGGCACGCUGUAGUAUAGUAAAUUAUUAUGGUAGUGUUUUGUAUGAUAAAUAUAUUUUACCUCGGAAUCCAGUCACAGACUACCGCACAAGAUGGAGUGGCAUUAGGAAACAUCAUUUACAACAGGCAGUGGCUUUUGAGGACGCUCAGAAUGAGGUGAGGAGGCACUUAUACCUAACUACACUACACUGUAUAUACAAGUUUCUGUUCAGGUGGGUUUAUAUGCUCUGACUUAAAUUGAUAUUGUAUAGUAGUUUUAAACAGUAGGGAAUUUUUCCCCUGCCGGUACAGAAAAGCCAGU